Xiphophorus couchianus (Monterrey platyfish) is the source of this 1113-nucleotide messenger RNA. RefSeq names its product neurexophilin-2-like. Gene Ontology annotation, molecular function: signaling receptor binding. The record is from RefSeq and is a predicted model, not a curated record. Lineage: Eukaryota; Metazoa; Chordata; Actinopteri; Cyprinodontiformes; Poeciliidae. The transcript is spliced from 2 exons. The coding region runs from base 169 to 1077 and encodes 302 amino acids.
UGCGCUGAAGAGGAGUGAGAGAGAAAGAGGCACAGCGCUGAAGAGGGGGAGAGCUGAAGCGGAUUCACUUCAAAUCUGGAGGAUUUCUAGAGUCUCCUCCAGCCAGGAAGUGAGAGUGCAGGCUUUAAUUCAGGAAAUCACUCAGACAGACACGUCGCGGCUCUGUGGAUGGACGAUUGGUGCUGCUGCUGCAGGAUGAGGGCUCUUUGUUUGAACUUUGCCAUCACCUGUCUGUGGCUCCUUCCCUGCGCGGUACAGGAGUCAUCUGGUCCUCUAAGCCUAAAGAGCAAACAAUGGAGGGCCGCUGGUGCAGGAGAAGAACCCGAGGGAGCAGCACUGAAGGUUAAACAUAUAUCCAAAGACUUACAAAUCAUCUCCACCAAACACAAAACCCAAACAUACGGCGCGCUGAGCCCCUACGGCUGGCCGCAGAACUUUUCACAAGCUCCAGACCAGUAUCUGUACGGCGCUCCUCCCAAAUCCAAGCCUCCUGCCAAAACCUCCACAAAGGCCAAGAAGAUCCUGGGCUGGGGGGAUUUCUACUUCAACGUGAAAACCGUGAAGUUCAGCCUCCUGGUGACUGGAAAAAUUGUGGACCACAUCAAUGGAACGUUCAGCGUCUACUUCCGGCACAACUCUUCCCGUCUGGGGAACAUAUCCGUCAGCAUCGUCCCGCCAUCCAAAGCGGUGGGCUGGGAGGUUCUCGAUGGCGCGGUCGACAGCAGCCCCAAUAAAAACUCUGUCCUGUUCCCAGAUCUGAUCCCCCCGUCGUCCACCAGCUCCGCUCCUACUGAGCAUCAGAAAUAUCAGCGGGACAUGAUGAUGGUGACUGAGCUCAACUGCCGCAUCGAGUACCAGCGAACCAACCGGUCCAAGAAGACCAAGCCGUGCAUGUACGAUCCGGGGCAGACAUGCUACUCGGAAAACACACAGUCCCAGGCAGCAUGGAUCUGCGCCAAACCCUUCAAGGUCAUAUGCAUCUUCAUCGCCUUCACUGGCACGGACUACAGGCUGGUGCAGAAGGUCUGUCCGGAUCACAACUUUCAGGCAGAGCAGAACCAGCAGCACCUCGGAUGAGCAGAGACUCCGCAGCUGGAACAUUUACUGUUUAUA